UUGGCAGUUGUCAUGGUGUGCCUAAUACACUUAUCUUUCCCCUAUUAAUAAACGGGUUGAGAAAAUCCGACCCGGUAAAGACCGAAGCUACCUUGGUUUUGCAGAAAUGGCUUGUCACUCAAGUAAAAACAAGUACUAGAGCAAAUCAAUUCUCCGUCUAAAAUAAAACAGUCACUUCUUAGCUACUAAGGAUUUGUUUUUCUAAAGCUGUAAUAAAUCUGAUCAAAGAUGUUUCUCACUAGAACUGAGUAUGAUAGAGGUGUGAACACAUUCUCUCCUGAAGGAAGAUUGUUUCAAGUUGAAUAUGCUAUUGAAGCCAUUAAGUUGGGAUCGACGGCAAUUGGGAUAAAGACUAAGGAAGGCGUUGUUCUUGCUGUUGAGAAGCGAAUUACCUCUCCACUUCUGGAGCCAAGCAGUGUGGAGAAAAUUAUGGAAAUUGAUGAGCAUAUUGGCUGUGCGAUGAGUGGAUUGAUAGCUGAUGCAAGGACUCUUGUUGAACAUGCACGAGUUGAAACUCAGAACCACAGGUUUUCUUAUGGUGAGCCCAUGACUGUUGAGUCCACAACACAAGCUCUGUGUGAUUUGGCCCUGCGAUUUGGGGAGGGUGAUGAAGAGUCUAUGUCCAGACCUUUUGGUGUAUCACUUCUCAUUGCUGGCCAUGAUGAGAAUGGUCCGAGCUUGUAAGUAUUUGCUUUUCGUGAGAUUGUUGGA
Messenger RNA from Nicotiana tabacum (common tobacco), 711 nucleotides. Lineage: Eukaryota; Viridiplantae; Streptophyta; Magnoliopsida; Solanales; Solanaceae. The record is from RefSeq and is a predicted model, not a curated record.